UCGCAGAAACUUUGCGAAGUUUCGCUCUCGUCCCGCCGUUGUCGACUCAUACGGACUACUAAAAGCAACGUCUGUACUGCAUUUUGUCUCCGAAGUGUUGUUAGUGAAGCGAAAGUGCGAAUACACCCGUUGCAAAGUUGUGUCCUCAUCUGGGCCAUGUGACACCAAGGGUGGCCGUGUUUGGACUCUCGUUUUGCGUUGCUGAAGAACCGGGAUUCAACAUGUGGUCGUUGAGGAAGCACGCUCGCUCGCGAGUGAUCCUCGCGUUGCAGAACUUGUGCCAGUGGACGCGGUCCAUGUCGGAGAUAAGGGUGCGUUUCGCGCCCAGCCCUACCGGCGAAAUGCACCUAGGGAGCCUUCGGACUGCUCUCUACAACUACCUCUUCGCCAGAAAGUACGGCGGCGAGUUUAUCCUCAGGAUCGAGGACACCGAUCAGUCACGGGUGGUUCCUGGAGCAGCAGAGAGGAUUGUGGACACACUGCGCUGGGCUGGCCUCUGUCCAGAUGAAGGACCUGGACUGGGUGGCAGUGUAGGCCCCUAUGUGCAGUCUCAACGGUUAAAAUUCUACCAAGAGCAUGCACACAGGCUCCUUGAGACUGGCCAUGCCUACCGGUGUUACUGCUCAGAGGCACGCCUGGAAAUCCUCCGGAAGAAUGCCUUACGAAACCAGGAGAUGCCUCGCUAUGACAACCGGUGUCGUUCGCUGGAAAAGAGCCCACCAGGAAAUCAGCCCUACGUGAUUCGUCUCAAGCUGACAGAGGGCAAUGUAACAUUUGAAGACGGCGUUCAUGGGCCAGUAACCCUUGACUUGUCUCUAACGGAAGGAGAUCCUGUGAUCCUGAAAAGUGAUGGUUUCCCAACAUACCAUCUGGCUUGUGUGGUGGAUGACCGGCUGAUGAAGGUGACCGAUGUGCUGCGAGGUGUUGAAUGGCAGGUUUCAACGCCAAAGCACCUGAUGCUGUACAGUGCUCUUGGCUGGGAGCCACCUCGUUUCUGGCACCUGCCUCUGCUACUUAACAAGGAUGGCACCAAACUUUCCAAGCGUCGAGAUGACAUCCGUGUGGAGAAACUGAGAGAGCAAGGCUUUUCGCCUGAGGCGGUGCUCAACCUGCUCGUGUUGGCAGGAGGCGGGUUUGGCAAGCAGCACAAGGACCAGUUCUUUCAGCUCCCCGAAAUGAUCGACAAGUUUUCGCCCGAUGACUUGAAGGCAGGCUCGUGCCGUCUUGACACCGAGCGGCUGCAAUCACUGAACAGGCUGCACCUGCACUCGUGCCUUGGCUCAGUGGAUGGUACACGGAUGCUUGCCAGGCAGUUGCAACAACUUCUCGCUGAUCAGCAAGGCUCUUCAGUCAGUGCUUCCUUUUCCGAACAAGACAUCAUCCAUGUUCUACACCAAACUAAGGAGCGGAUCGACAGUUUACAUGACCUGCUUACUCCAGAGAUGGCAUUCAUCUGGUCUGAUCCCGUUCUCAGCGGACUAGACCAACAGAAACCUGAACUUGUUGCAGCGGUUCACCACUUGUGCAGCCAACUGGAAAACCUGGACAGCAGCCAGUACAAUAGCGACUUCUUGAGCCAGCUUCUGAGGUCAUUGGCAUCUGAGGCUGGGCUCAAAUACAGCGACUUCAUGCGCUGUUUGCGACUGCUACUAAGUGGGCUCAAGCAAGGCCCAGGUGUAGCUGAAAUGAUGCUGCUUCUGGGAAAAGAACGAACGCUUCACCGCCUGCAGCAAGUUCCAGGCAACGAGCUCCAAUCGGGCAACAAAGCCAGUUUUGGGGCCUUUGAGAAAGUUUAACCUGGAGAGUCUCUUAUAUACCAAGUGAGCUGCUUGCCAACGCUACUUGCUUUCAGCGUGUUGUCAGCUUGAAGUAUGCUGUCCAACUUCUUUUGGAACCAGCUGUAGAACUUUGCAUUCAUCAUAUCAAAGGAAAUGUCGUGAGGCCAUCGUAAGCAGGCUGGGCCAUGAUAUUUCUAUUGGAGUUGAGGUGAAGUGAAAGUCUGAAUACUACAGGUACA
Rhipicephalus sanguineus (brown dog tick) is the source of this 2017-nucleotide messenger RNA. It is a transcript of the gene GluRS-m, whose product is annotated as probable glutamate--tRNA ligase, mitochondrial. The transcript has 12 exons. The record is from RefSeq and is a predicted model, not a curated record. NCBI's taxonomy places the organism in Eukaryota, Metazoa, Arthropoda, Arachnida, Ixodida, Ixodidae. The coding region runs from base 222 to 1796 and encodes 524 amino acids. Gene Ontology annotation, biological process: glutamyl-tRNA aminoacylation. Gene Ontology annotation, molecular function: tRNA binding; ATP binding; glutamate-tRNA ligase activity.